AUGGUGGUCAAUGGCUCAGCAUAUCGGUGUUACAUUAUGGAUUCUGAAGUAACGGCUGCGAGAAAUGAGCGAGAACGACUUCUUACCGAGGCCUUGAACAACUUGGCGCAUGUUAUGGCCAAUCAGGGAGGCGGUGGAGGAGUAACUAUGUACCAUGGGUUAGAUCGCUUUCACAGGAACAACCCACCUACUUUCAAAAGGGGUUAUGAUCCUGAGGGUGCUGAGGCUUGGUUGAGGGAUUUUGAGAAGAUCUUUCGGGUGAUGGAGUGUCAGGACCAUCAGAAGGUGAUGUUUUCUACUCACAUGCUAGCAGAUGAGGCGGAGUACUGGUGGGAGAACACUCGCCCACGUCUAGAGGGAGCAGGUGGUGUUGUUGUCCAAUGGGAGACUUUCAGACAAACUUUUCUAGAGAAGUAUUUUCCAGAAGAUGUGAAGAAUAGGAAGGAGAUGGAGUUUCUCGAGCUAAAACAGGAAAGUAUGACGGUGGCAGAGUAUGCGGCGAGGUUUGAGAACCUUGUAAGGUAUUUUCCUCAUUAUCAGGGGGAAGCUAGGGAGAAGUCCAAAUGUGUGAAAUUUGUCAAUGGCCUUCGACCAGAAGUAAAGAUGAUGCGGGAAAAGGCUGCUUUUUACAGGAAUGUCAAUGCUAGUCAUGGGAAAGAGAAGAAGCACGUGACUCACAAUCGUGCUAAGCCAUAUUCUGCCCCUCCCGGGAAAUAUGGAAACCAUUAUGGAGGACAAAGGACCAGUGGAGGACUUCAACCAGUUGGUGGGAGUUCUCAGCCAAUUAACAGGGUGUCUCAGCCUGCGGGUAGAGGUAGUGGUGCUCAUGCUAUUGUUACUACACCACUCAGGUGUGGGAAGUGUGGUCGGCUUGGGCAUAUUGCUCGUGAGUGCAGAGAUAGAGAGGUGACUUGCUUUAACUACCAAGGUAAAGGCCACCUCAGUACCAGUUGCCCAUAUCCAAGGAGGGAGAAGAGGAGUGGAAGUUAG
Glycine soja is the source of this 990-nucleotide messenger RNA. RefSeq lists its product as uncharacterized. Bases 1 to 990 code for a protein of 329 amino acids. Gene Ontology annotation, molecular function: zinc ion binding; nucleic acid binding. The transcript is spliced from 3 exons. The record is from RefSeq and is a predicted model, not a curated record. NCBI's taxonomy places the organism in Eukaryota, Viridiplantae, Streptophyta, Magnoliopsida, Fabales, Fabaceae.